This is a messenger RNA of Bactrocera oleae (olive fruit fly), 10038 nucleotides long. The record is from RefSeq and is a predicted model, not a curated record. Lineage: Eukaryota; Metazoa; Arthropoda; Insecta; Diptera; Tephritidae.
CUCCACAUUCAUUUGGCAGAUAGCGCCACUUUUGGUGUGCUCCCGCUCUGGCUCUCGCUCUCAAUUUCGGUAGACUAACAGCGAAGUGGCUGCACAAAUUUGGCAUUUUCAAGUUAAUACCGCCCUCGCUGUGACUUAUCAACGCCAGUAAACAAUUGUCUGUCAGCACUAGCGCAAUGUUCUACGCUUGCCAGUGUCUAAGUCAAAUAAUUCGAAUGCUGACUUAAUUUAGUAACAACAAAAAAAAAAAAAUAAAUAACGAACUACUACCAUUGAGUGCAGCACGCCAGCCACUGUGCAAUAUUUAGAUUAAGACACUAUAAAUGUAGUCUAAAUAUUUUUCGAACUUUACGCGAUUGAAUUGAAAGAAGAAAUUUGUUUAAACAGCUGAUUUUUCUAUGACAAUAUGAAGACGAUGGUGUUGUUUCGUGUGUUAAAUGUGUGAGAUUGUGCAUUUUCCGUAGAAAGUCAAACUUUGAAGAGUUGAAGUCAAUUUAUCACAAAAAAUAUUAAAUAAACUAAAACUAAAUGAAAAAAUAGGCCUUUGCAACAAAGUUGAAACUAAAUUAUGAAAAAGUGUAAGAAAUAAAAAAACAAAAAAUAGAAAACGACCGAUUACAAAAAACAAUGAUGCUGUCAUCAUAGACAUUAGCAACAGUAACAGCAGCAAACGAAAAAAAAAAAUAUAUAGGCAACAACAAAAUUGGCGCAUGCGCCUUGGUGUAAAACUUAACGGUAUUGCAGAUUAUCGCAGUGUGUUGAAACAAUCAAGACGAGGUAAAUUAAGAGCUGCGAAAGUAUUAAAAACAGAAUACGUGAACAUUUAUCGUAAAAGUAACAAAUAAGCUGACUGAAAAAAAGUGAAAAAGAGCAAAACUAAGUGAAACGAAUGUAUGUAAAAAUCAAGAAAAAUACAUUUUAAAAAUCUAUUAUAUUUAUUUCUUUCGCUUAAGUUCAGCUGAACCAAAAUUAUCAAAUAAACUGUGAAAAAUGCUAAACGAAAAACCUAAAAAAAAAUUUAUAAAGUAAAACUUAGAGGUAUAUAGAAAUUAGUUCCGUUAAAUAAGUGACAUUUGUAGAAAAUAAUAACAGCAGAUAGUAGAAAUCUGUUUGUUCGAGCUCUAUACUAAUUUUUGGUGCGCUUUUCUUUGAUUAUACGCUCUCGCUCUCUUCCAUAUAAUUAUUUAGAUUUAUCUUUUCUUUUUAUAAUUUCUAACUGGCACUUCUCCAUUAGCUGCGCUUUACGCGAAAUCAUUAUUGAGGUAUAGAAACACCAACAACAUACAACAAAAAUAUUAACAAAUAAUUUUACAAAAAUAAAAAGGUGCAAAUUGUAAAAUUCCAUUUGUGUAAAUAAAAAAGGGCGCCAAAAACAGCUGUGAACACGUAGCAAAUGUUUUUGACAAACUAACAACAAAAACAAUAGUGAGAGCUUGCAAAGACUAAGCUAAGCUAAGAUUGACACUUUGUCACAUGAAAGCAUGGCAUUGGCUAAAUCAAAAGUGUGAGCAGAAUGUCAUAAUGAAAGAAGAAAAACAUAAAUAAAAAAACAAAAAAAGUAAACAAAAACAAAACAAAAGGCAAUAAAAAUAACUAGUAAAAAACACAAAUUUUCUAAAAAAAAACUAAAAAUAAUCUAAUUAUUAUAAUUUACAAGUGCGAAAAUAAUAGCAUAGUUUGCGAAAAUUAAAAACAAAUUGCCGAAAAAUUAUCAAAAUUUAUAAUAUAAUAAUAAUAUAUUAUAAUUUUUUUAAUGUGUGACAACAAUUGAAAGCGAAAUUUGUGAAAGAAACAAAAUAAAAUCACACAAAAACUUAACAAAACAAAAAAAUAAAAACAUAAUAAACAAAAAAGAAAAGCAAAUAAUAAUAACAACAAAAACGCCGAAAAAGAUAAACACAACAUUGACUCACGUGCCCCCAUUGAUCGUUCGCACUCUUGCCGUCGCCGCUGCGGCUACUACGAAACUGCUUCAGUUGAUCGCGCGCACGUGCCUUCUUCACUCAAUGAUCAUCGCUUCGUUUGUGUUUUCUGCUUGCUUUUCCUUUGUUUUUGUUGUUUUGUCUUGACUUUUUCUGCGGCACUUCUGCUGCUGUGCUGCAUGCAGGUGCUGUGCCAGCAGUAGUUUGAGUUUUUUGGCAGCAAAACAAAAACAGCAAUAAAAUUAAAUAACAAAAACAAAAAAAAAACCAAAAAAAAAAAUAGAGAACAACAGUUAGUGCAUGCAAUAAGCAGCAUCGAGCAGUAAAGUGCAGACAAUUCGUUGGUUGUUUGCUGCAUAGCGAUUUUGGGCGUAAUUAAGUCAUUAAAACUACAACGCGCUACAACACAUACAAACGUACCAAUAAGUGACGGCGGCAUAGCUACGAAAUUGAAAAUUUUUCAAGUUUUUAACGAAGCGUGCGCGUAUAAUAAAAAAGAAAAAAAUAUAUAUAUAAUCGAAUAUCAAUAACCGUUUUAACAGCAACAUCUGCUAUCUUCGACACACUUUUAAUCAAUAUCACAAACAUCGAAGUCCCCCAUAUCAAUUUUUCCCCCUAUAAUCACUCACAUAAGUGCAAUAAUAAACAUAAAUAAAAUCACUAAAUAAAAUAAUUUUAAUUAAAAUCAUUUAAUCUGUUGUGCAAAGUGAUGAGUUUUAAUACAAAAAUUAAAUAAUAUAAAAAUCGCAUCAAGGUGGCAUCACAUUACAACUUACAACUAAUUACAAGCUAACAAACAAACGUCUUAACUUCAUUCAUACAACGAUUCUGUGAUAUAAGAACCAAAAGAUGAAGUCGUUGACCUUGCAGCUCAUCACGUUACUUCCGUUGCUAUUGCUGUUGUUGUUCCUAACACAACACAGUCAAAAUAUGGUUGACGCAGCGGCGGAAGGGAAGCAGACAACUUCCGCUCACAUUAAUAAGCGUACAACGUCGACAACAACACAACAGCCACCAUCGUUGCGUGCGCCGCGACUCAUGCGCACACCGCGCCCUACCACGGUGAUGACGCAUCCGACAGCAAGAACAAAAACAACAACCAUCAAACCUGCAACAGUCAGCGCGCCGAAGCAGCAGUCAUUUGCGCAAACAGCGCGUCGUGCAGCGCCCAACUUCAAAGCCGCUACAGUAACGACACCGCCAUCAAUACGCCGCCCGACACGCGGCGCUGAUGAGAGCGCGCCAACAAAUGUGCGCCAAAAUCGUAGUUUUCUGAGCGCGGCAGCGACGCAAAGCUUACAAAAUGCCAAUGCAGAUGCAGUGGCGCCGGUCGGUAGGAGUGUUGAUGCCAACAAGACAAACAAACAAAUUGACAGCCGCCAAAUAAAGCGUGUCGCACACAAGAACAACAACAAUAAUGCUGGCCAACAACAACCAGGCAGUAACAAUAGCAAUUAUCAAAAUGCCAACGACAAUGUAGCGCGCACGAGCGCUGUGGCAAGCGCAGCUAAAGUGCCAGCAACGGCUUCAUUGUCGCCAUCUGUGACGUCUACAAUAACAAAUACUUCUAGCAGCGGCGCUUUACGUACAACGUCAUCAAUUGAUUCCAAACCAAGCGUUGCGAUGACGAAUCAUCACCAGCAGCCGCCACUACAGCGCCAGUCAAAACAAAUCGCCAACUUUGCGGCGCGAACCAACGUGCAACGCGAAACGCCAACACUGCAGACAGACAACAAUGGUGCUGGCACGGCGAAUUCGACGCGUCUGCCGCAGACACCAAAAUCACCACGCAUGAUCCAUCGUCUUGUAGCGGGUCACAUUCAAAACGCAGAAGGACGUUCCACCUAUCAGGUUUCCGCCAUCACGGCAAACAGCACAACUAGUAAUUCAACAACUCAUAAGCCGCCAUAUCAAUAUGUGCGUACCAAAGGAGGACAACUGGCCAUGAGUAGUUCGUAUCGUUUAACAAAAGUAAGUACAACUGCUGUCACGCCAACGAAUACAGCUGCAACUACAACAGCAACGUCAUUUCUAACAAAAACCGAUCGCAAAGACACCACGUUGAAUGAUGAUGAUAAUACCGAUGAUGAAGCAUUGUUGGAAGAUGACGGCGAUUUCGAUAGUUGGGAUAACGGUAUCUUGCGCCUUAGUGCCGGCUCAGGCAAAGAGAACACCGUUAAGUCGAAGAAAAGUAAAGACGAAUCAAAGAAGACACUGUCUGAUCAAGUACGUGACGGCAAGUAUGGGCUUAUCGAAAAAGAAAUAUUUCGUCGACCGCCCAAAAGACCUGGUGUUAUUAGCUACUUACCGAAUAAGGAGACACCCAUAGAUAAUGAACGCACUUUUGGUGGUCUCAAUGAAGAGGACAUUUGGCUGGCUGAGGAUCAUUUGCUUGUAAUCAAGGGUGGUAAUCUCAAUGAGGGCGAACCGGAUGAACCGUGGCCUCCCAUCGACGAUUACGAUGCACCCGGUCGACAAAUCAAAAUUCCACCGAAUCCAAAAGUCCCGCCACCAUUUCCCGUCCAGCUCGAGGAGAAUGGGCCACUACAGUUUAUCGGAAAUAAUAAAUUCACGGUCGUCUAUCCGAUCGCUAACGAAUCGAUACCAGUUUAUACCGCCGGCGCGGAAGCCAACUACCCAUCAACCGAAAGUGAUAGUGACAACGAGAAAAAUCUUCUUACCCGGCCGGGAUCGGCUCAAGAUGUUGCGCAAGGUGAACCGGGUUACAACUACCCGGCACCCUCACCGCCGUGGCUAUAUCACAACCAAACUUUCGUGAAUCCCUUCUUGAAUAAUGCACGACCCAUUUCAUACCCAAAUCUGGGUCCAUUUACUUUUUCACAUAACGGUUCGUUAGACAAUUCGAAUGGUACCGAUUAUUUCGAUGAAGAUGAUCCAUCAUUGUACUACCCGCCCGCAUAUACUUUUGUCUAUAAAAGUAACUACACAAAUCCAGUGCCGCCGGGUCCAUUAGUGCCAGGAAUAGUACUACCGCCACCCGCCAAUCAGUUUAGUCGUUUGGAGAAACCCGAGAAAGUUCAUACGCCUUCAAGACAUCGCGGUUAUGGCACACCUUCACCCACUACGAGUACAACAACUACCACAACAAGCACAACAACUACUUCAACAACAACCACCUCAACCACAACUGAGGCGCCCUAUCGGCCAAAAGUUAUCACGAAAAUACAUCAGUAUUCUCCCAAAACAAUUAUCAUUACACCAGAGCCACCACAUGCUGUACAACAUGUGCAGCCAAGUAAACAACCGCCAGCACCACCGGCGCCCGCACCGACCGCGUCGCCACCGGGUAUCAUUCACGCUAUACCUGUGCCAGUGGCAGUACAUAUACCCAUCUUUCCGUCCCACAAAUAUCCACAAUCGCGCCCGAAUGCCAUCGCUUAUGAAUCAACCACACCGCGUAAUAACCAAGCACCACUUUCGAAAUCCAACCCCAUCUACUAUGAAUACUUCGAGGCUAAACGUCAGCCUAAUGGUGUUACCACUAAUGUUAUCGAUGAUUUCCUCUCCACUACCGAAAAGCCGGCACUAGCUAAACCAAUCAAAUUAUAUGCAACCAGCAAACGGCCCUUCAAAUCACAGCCGCAAAACCAACGCAACUUCUUGCCGCCGCAGUUGCAGCCACAACGUCCAUACCUGCCACAAGAUGUGGUCUACAUCACACCUAAACCGGACGCGGUGCGAUACAAGCGACCACCACAAGUGCCGAUCGAACCAACUGUCUACAAACCACGUCCGCUGGAGAACUUUGAAGAAGAGGUAAAUGCGAUACGCGAAACACUGCGUUACUACCAAAACCAACAGCUGCGUGACAACAACAUACCACGCACACCAAAAGCCAAACCUAUAUACGAGUUCAAUUUCGAUGCAACAAAGAAUUUGGAACCGGCGCAACCUACAGCGGGCGCUGAAGACUUUCAACCACCAGCCGAAUAUGAUGAAGCACCCUUCAAACCAAUGGUCACCUAUAGUCCACCGGUGAACGACGAGAAUUCUUUCCAAGCCAUUAACGUUGAGAAAACGAAUGCGCAGUUGCAGCAGCAACAACAACAAGAAGACCAAUACUCACAACCACAGCAACAAGCGCGUUAUCAGUCGACCACCACACUCGUGCCAAUACAACCCGAUACGCCUUACCAACAAAUAGCGCCUCUAUCACAAGGGCGUUCGAAAAAGUUGCGCUUGGGCGCUAAAUAUUUACAGCAAACACCACUUCUAGCCGAAUACCGCUCAGCCGAACCAGAACUGCGUCAAUACCAAGGUAACCAGCGCACACACGUCACCACGCAAACACCUUGGGUUUCAUUGAAUCAACAACAAGAGCUGAACGAGUACACGCAACCGCCGCAGUAUCAACGCAUUGAGCGGCCACCAGUCGCAUUCGCCCCGAAACAACGCGGCUUGAAUGGCUACUAUUAUGGUGGUCCGGCGCUGCAUGCACGACAAAACAAUCGCUUCUAUGAGGAGCCCUUCCAACAACGGCGCGUCAUCAAUUAUCGGCAACCGCCACAGUCUAAUUAUCAGCAGCCACAGCAACAACCACAAACACUGUGGAGUUUAGAGAAUGAUACAUAUGUGAAUUACGCACCAAAUCGACCGCCGCUCAAUCCAGACGCGGAAUAUAUUAAUCCCUAUCAACCAGCAUUACCGCAAGGUCCUUUUUCGCCGCAAUUACAACGUUAUACAGCGCCACAACAACCACCAGGUCCAGCACUUUCACACCAAGCGCAAUACUAUGCGCCACCACAACUACAACAACAACAGCAACGACAGCAACAACAACAGCAAUUGCCGCCACCACGUCAAUAUCAACCACAAAUUCCACUGCAUCGUGACAUUUUGGUCAACUACCGGCAGCCAUUGCCGCCCAUCAAUCCAGACAGUGAAUACAUUUCACAUCCACAAGUGGUACGACCACAAGUCUAUUCACCGAUAUAUCGAUCUAACGGCUUUCAGCGCCUGCCGCCGCAACUGGCCGCGACGGGUGAGCAGGACGGCCUCUAUUACAUAGCGCCGAAAUAUCGGCGUUCCAAUAAUAGCAACGGCAGUGGUAGAAGUAAUAAUGAAAAUAAUAACAAUAACAACAACAAUAGCAACAACGAAAACAAAAAUAACAAUGAUAACAGCAGCAACGACAGCCAAAGUCGUAGCGAUGAGGGCGUCAAAGCGACUGCAAAUUCAAAUACGAAAACGCCAACGCGCAGCAAUAACGGUAAUGUUAAUCACUAAACAAAAAGUGGCGGUGAUAGGAAAAGCGGCAAAGCUAAAAAAGGUUUUAUUUGUGGUGUAAGUGUCAGCGGACGGCCACGCAGCGCGCGUGUGUCUGGCUGAGUGGCUGUUUGAUUGAGUGCUUGUAUGAUUGAAUGAGCACUUGUGCAUUGCUGUGCGUGCAACUGUUUUCGCUUUUACGUAUGCCUAUCUUAACGGUUUGCGUUGCACCAACAUUCGUAUGUGUGUAUAUGUAUUUGUUUGCCCGCCAACUUGCCUAUCUGCGUAUUGCUCAUUAAUACUAAGCAAAUUGUACUUCUCCAAUUAACAGCUGCGGCAAAGCCUAGCGGAGCGCAAGCCAAAUUGUAAGCGUUUUAAGCUGUCACAGCGUUGGUGCUUGUUUGUUGUAGGCAUCGUAAGUUGUAGGAAAGUGUAUCAAUAUUACUACCAAAUAAUACUGACACAUUCAAGUUUGUUUCAACACAUAUUUUGGUGAUUAUCUAUGAGUGAUUCGUAUAUUUUUUCUUUAAUUAUCUCUAUAUUAUAAUGACAGCUACAUUCUUAAUUAAGGAAUUCGAAAUCCAGACAAAUCAAAAUAAAGACACAACAAAACUAAAUUAGUCAAAAUUUUACACAAAAGUUAUAAGUAAAUAAAAAAUUCCAUUCACAUUUAUCCUAGCAAAAUUUCCCUUAGUUAACUUAUUAUGCAUUGUGUCUUAAUUAUGAUUGUCUGCAUUCUAAGCGUAUCGAUUUCAGCUGUCCGAAUUACCUUAUAAACUCUAAAACUAUACCUUUGUUGCUUGCUUCAUCUUUCAUCAUAAUUUAUAGAAAAUUAUUUCUUAUAUUUUCUGCUCUAUUGCAAAAAUGUUUUCUAACUGAACUUUACUCAAAAUCUGUAGAAAAAUGCUCCAGCAUGUUAGUCAAAGUGAAUGACUUUUUAUUAGAAGAGUUCUAUUUUUAUUAUAGUUUUACUAUUUCAUUGUCCAAAAACCCUGAAGGAAAAAAUUAUCAUUCCAUUAUCACACCAUUUAUUUUUACAAGUUUUGCACGAAUAUUAUGAACACUUCCAUCACAUUUUAUAGUUUUCUAGCUGUACCAUGCGCGCCCAGAAUCAGCUGAUAUUCUUUUUGCCUCAAUUUACACUCGAUGUGCACUGGAUCCAGCAAAAGCACAGCCAUUGUCUGUUCAAUGUGUGCCGACAUAAAUUUCACAAUAGGAAUGACACUGGCGCCAUCUAUCAAAAAUUGGUCAUACCAACUCAAAAUCCUUCUUUGGCUCAUACACAACAACUUUGCUAAGGAUCAACACAUGAUCAAAAGCAUAGUUUACGUGUCUAUAAAGGACACACAAACAAACAUUUAAUUUUAUAUAUAUUGAUUCAAGCUUUUAUGAAAUUUAUCUUUCCAAUAUUAUUCCAUUUGUAAUACUUUUAUGCCUACCAAAAAGUAUAAGGGCUUUCCAUUCACAGCCAUUAAACAGCCCAGCAAAACAUAACAGAUUUUGGUAGUUAAAUCGAUCAUUUCUACCAGCCAUCCAGAAGUGUCCAGCACUGGGAAGAGUUUUUUAUCUCGCUAAACGUUAUCGGAAAUAUUUUUUCAAAAUCUUCGUUACCUGUUCCAUCGUUUGGCCAACAUUCCUGCAUCAGAAAUUUUGAUGCAAUAAUAUCAAAAAGUUGCAUAUCAAUACUUUUUAUAACUCAUUCGACUCUGAAAAAAAUAUUUAGCUUUAUAGAUUAUAUUAGCAACAUUCUGAGAUGUUUCUUAUUCUUUGAAUUUUCUGGACCCAUCCUUCGGACUUUAUUUCUAAUACUAAUAAUCAAAAUACGAAUCAGCCUACUGGAAAAAUCGUCCAUUUAAUUUUAUACAAAAGGUUUCGUUUUGAAAAUGUUUUGAAUUAAAGGGCUGUGCGAUGUAUAACUGUUAAAAAAUAUAUAUAAUUAGUUUUGAAUAACAAACAUUAAUGUUGAACUAUUUACUAAUUUUUUAAUGGAACUAAAAAACAAAAUUUGGAUCUACAACUAAUUCUAAGUACUUUAGUAAUCAUAAACUAGGUACAAAUAUGUGAAAUAUACAAUAGUAUAAAUAAGAAAACAGACUCUUUCAAAUUUUUUUUAUUUUUAUUUUUUUUUUUUUGUAAAUACAUAAUUUUUUUAAAGUACCGGUUAAAUAUUGUAAUAUUGGUUCUGAUAAAAGAGAUAUAUAUUGUAUUGGAAUAAUCGCAUAGUCCUUUUCUUUUUCGGCGGACAAAGAAAAAUAAAUAUAUAUUAAAGGACUUUCUUCCGAAAAUAAGUUCGUGGAACGCAUUUCUAAACGACAAAACAAUAUCUUAAUUGAAACUAUUUUUUACCAUUAAUUGAGUUUUUGGCAAAUUGUUUACAUUAUUUCGGGCACUUUGAACACUCUGUACUACUUGUAUAAUCAAAAAACAUUUUGUGAUUUAAUCUAAAAAUUGUGUCCACCACACUAAAAAAAUAAAUUUUCAUUGAAAUUUUGAUUAGCUACCAUUUUAUAUAUCUUACUUACAUCUAUAUUCUCUUCGAAAAGUUAUUUCAAUAAUAAUCGUCUUCCAUUCGUGAGGGUUUAAAGAGUGGCGUAACACACAAAUAAAAAAUUAACUAAAUGCCAGCAUUGGAAACAGUCCGCAGUAAACUUGGCAGCAUUGCCUGUGCGAAUCGAAAGCGAAGAAUAAGUUGUGCUUUAGUUUUAAAAAUAAAAAACUAAAGAAAUAAAGUCAAAAACAGAUGAGAGAAAUGUUGUGAUAUUCCAUGGUUAUUCGACACAGCAAAAUAUCAUAUCUUUUCAGAUUGCCAGAGAACAAAAAUGAAAGUAUACAAACCGUAUUCACCAAGGAUGUAUUGAUAACUAUAAACAUAUAUCAAUACCAUAUCUAU